AGAACGGGGAAUAUAAAUCCCUUUAAAAUGUGAUUAGUGCUUAUAUAUGGGAGGAAAUGUUUGCUAUGGCUUCAUGUGUUUUAUUCUCUUCUCAUUUGUUGCUUUCUUAGUGUUAAAUAACUAAGACAAAGGUACAUCUGAAGAAAAUAUAUUUUAUCAUGAAACAUGGAUUUGAAAUAAUCCCAACCAAAAAACUAAGACAUCUGAAAAACCCAGGGUAACAUGUAGAAUUUCAAGGGAACAUAAAAUUUUAUUACUGGGAGAAGCAUAUAAAUAAUUUCAACCCAAGCCAUCUACGCAGAAUACCAUUUCCAGAAAAGCCUCAUGAGUAUUUCUUAGAUAUACAAAGAUUUUUUCAACCUAUCUUCUUUGUAUCACAAACUUAAAGUAUAUCUUUUUUUGAUUUUAAAUGUAAAAGCAUGCUGGCAAGACACGUCCUGAUCAUGUGUGCACACAGGUGUGGUUGUUUUUCUCUUUUACUCAAUGUUAUGUCCACAAAGAUAAGGGCACAAACUAUUAAUAGUAGCAGUAUAGCUGAGGUUCUGUGUUAUAUUCUAGAUAACCAGGUUUGCUGAUGGAGGAAAUAAAGGUGGUACUUAAAGCCAAAUAUGUCCUUAAUGUGUUGAUUUUGAAGUCAGUGUCACCUGACCUUGCCAGCAAAUAGCUAGCAAAAUCUGAAAAACUUUUGUUUGGCUAUAGCUAGUUUCCUUGAAGCACGAGGUCCCACAGACCUGGAGUUUUGCAUCUAGGAGGAGGCUGAGUCCUAACUGAGCAAAAUAUUAUGUGAAAAAACUUAAGAUUGCCUUUCAGUUUCUGUUGUAUUUUUCUGUAAGUCGUUGUAAAGGAAAACACAAUUUUAAUAAAAUGGUAUGAAUAUUGAAGUAGCAUGAGUUAUCUGGUCAACAUACAAAUCAUUCAUGUGGUCUCCUGAACUGAAGGCAGCAUUUUUGCAGGUAGAGGAAGUUAAAUGCAGUUUCAGGUUGUUAUUUCUGGUCUAAACACAUAUUACACACCAUGCUGGGUAUACUUGAAGAACAUGUUUAACUGCUUAUGUUUCAUCCUUUCUAAAUAGAUUUUGUAUCAAUAUUCUGCAUUUUCUCAGUGGUAUAAGUCAGCUCCUGUAUUCUUUUGCCUUAGGUUUUUAUAGAGCACAUACAAGUGUAAAGCCUUUCUAGUGGGAACCAGGCCGAUACUAUUAAACAGUAAUUAUUUGCUGACUGCAGUCAUGACAGCCUGUUUGACCAACCAACCUACAGGUGAACUGGACUACUAGCUACCAACAACCACUUCAGACACAGUAACUCUACAGCCUUGUAAGAUCUUGGCAUUGUGGAUUUACGGGACAGAUUCACAAAGACAACAUUUCAAAUUGUCGAGUGUAACUGUGCGAAAGGCUGCAAUUGUUUAAUAAACAAUCACAGAUUAGCGUUCUCCUUUAUUGUUUAAUAGACUUUCAGAGAGAAAACCUGCAUAUGGGUGUCUCUCAUAGCAGACUAACUACUAUGAGCAGAGUCUGAGAAAUCUGGGACUGUUCAGCCUGUGGAAAAGGAGGUUGGAGGGAUCUUAUCCAUGUGCAUAAAUACCUGAUGUGAGGAAAUGAAGACAUCAGAGCCAGGCCCUUUUCAGUGGACAGUGUGAGAGGCAAUGGGCACAAAAUGAAAGAGAGGAAAUUCCACUUGAACAUAAGGAAACAUGUUUUCAUUGCGAGGGUGGUCCAACACCUGAGCAGGCUGCUCAGGGUGGUCAUGAAAUCUCCAUCCUUGGAGAUACUUAAAACCCAACUGGGUGCGUUCCCAGACAGCCUGGUCCAGGUGGCCCUGCCUGAGCAAAGGGCUGGACCAGAUCAGCUCCAGAGGACCCUGGCAACGUCAGACACUCUGUCACUGUGGAAAGUCUAGGUAAGACACCAUUUCUCCCAGAUAAGCACACCUGCAAAAUAUUUAUGGCAAGACACAAGUUCAAGUAGCUCACAGAACAUAUAUGAAGUAUUGCUCCCAAAUAGGUGGCCAUUGGCCAAACACUGCCUCGAAACUUCUGAACCUAGUUUCCUUUCUGUUAAUUUCCUCACGCGCAUUUCCCAGGUGAAACCCGGGGAGGGCACAGCAGGAGGCCGGGCCGGUGGGGAGGGGAAGGCCGGGGGAUCCCCGCCAUUGCCGCGGGCACCGCAGCCUGCUGCGACUCACCUCAGCCGGGGCAGCCGCCGCAGGUGCGCCCCGGCCGGCGGCGGGAAGGCGGCGCGGCCUGCGCGGGGCGGGCAGCGGCCCCCGCCUUCCUCCGGCGUGGUUGUGCCGCGGCGGCCCCUCCUGCCACCGCCCGCCUCGCCCCUGCCCCACGGAGGUGCCUCCCGGCCGCUGCGCCGCCUUCCCGCUCACCCUUCCCCCGCGCCGGUGCCAGGCCGCGGCUCCGCUCCUCGCCUUCCCCGGGGAGGGGGGCGUGAGGGGGAGGCGGCGCAUCCCGCACCUCCUGCGGGCAGCGGGCGCAGGGGGAGGCGGCGGGGCCGAGAGGAGGAAGCGGCGCCCUCCCCGUCCCUCUCUCCCGGUGCUGGCGGCGGCUCCUCCUCCCGCCUGUGACCCGCUGCCGCAUGUGAGCGCGGAGGAGGGACGGCCCCAGCGUGGCGGCGGCGGCAGGAGGAGGAGCGGGAGCGGCGGCGCGGCGUCCUCCCCGCAGCCUCAUCGCUGGGCCCCGCCGGCGCUCCCCAUGCCCGUGUGGUGCUGCCGCUGCUCCUUGGCCGGUCACUUCAGAAGUUACAGCGGCCCUGAAACUGAAGGACAGCUUUUGAAUUCAUUCGUCCAGUAUUUUGGUGACAGCCUUGGGAAGAGGAUUAAAAGAAUGCCUUUAAUCGAAGAAACUGUUCUGCCUGGGGACUCCCUCCUUACUCUGCCUGUUGUAAUAAUAGGAAAUGGACCUUCGGGAAUUUGUCUUUCUUACCUGCUGUCUGGAUACAGGCCAUAUUUAUCCCCUGAAGCUAUACACCCAAACCCCAUUCUACAUACAAAAUUAGAAGAAGCUCGACAUCUUUCCAUUGUUGAUCAAGAUCUAGAGUACCUGUCUGAAGGUCUCGAAGGACGCUCUUCAAACCCAGUUGCAGUGCUUUUUGAUACAUUGCUUCAUCCUGAUGCUGACUUUGGGUAUGACUACCCGCCAGUUCUGCACUGGAAGCUAGAACAACAUCAUUAUAUUCCCCAUAUAGUGCUUGGUAAAGGACCACCUGGUGGGGCCUGGCAUUCCAUGGAAGGCUCUAUGCUAACAAUCAGUUUUGGAGACUGGAUGGAAUUGCCUGGCCUCACCUUUAAGGAGUGGGCAGCUAGCAAACGCAGAAAUAUAAAGAGUGAUCGAGUAAUGCCAGAAGAAAUAGCUUGUUAUUAUAAACACUAUGUCAAAGUCAUGGGCCUCCAAAAGAAUUUCAGAGACAAUGUUUACAUCACAUCAGUAUCCAGGCUCUGUCGAGGAAAGGAUGAUGAAGAUAGAAGUCAACUAAAUGAAAGUAUUUCAACACAGCAUUUGGAGGUGGAAGAUGGACAAAAGUCACUGAUUAAGAGAAACUGGGAAGUCAGAGGUUAUCAGCGAGCAGCAGAUGGUUCUCAUGUACCCUUCUGCCUCUUUGCUGAGAACGUGGCGCUUGCCACAGGAACCUUUGAUUCUCCGGGCCGACUACAAGUUGAAGGAGAAGACUUUCCUUUUGUGCUUCAUUCCAUGUCUGACUUCGGAGCUGCUAUCAGCAAAGGAAAGUUACGUGGGAAGGCAGACCCUGUGUUAAUUGUGGGUGCCGGACUUACAGCAGCUGAUGCAGUUCUGUGUGCCUACAACAACAACAUCCCAGUAAUCCAUGUGUUUCGCAGAAGAGUUACCGAUACAAGUCUAAUUUUCAAACAGUUACCUAAAAAGCUUUACCCUGAAUACCAUAAGGUCUAUCAUAUGAUGUGUACUCAGUCCCAUACUGUGGACUCUAAUCUGCAUUCUGCUUACACUAGUUUCCCUGAGCACAAUGUACUGUCCUUCAAGCCUGAAAUGAAAUGUGUUCUUCAGAGUGCCUCUGGACUGAAGAAAAUUUUGAAGUUUUCUGUAGCCUUAGUUCUCAUAGGUUCUCACCCAAACCUUUUCUUUCUAAAGGACCAAGGACAUAGCAUAGGUCAUCACUCUAACCAGCCCAUCACAUGCAAGGGGAAUCCUAUAGAGAUUGAUCCGUACACUUACGAAUGCACUAAAGAAGCGAACCUCUUUGCUUUAGGUCCUCUGGUGGGAGACAACUUUGUACGGUUUUUAAAAGGAGGUGCGUUGGGCAUUGCACGAUGCUUGGCAAUAAGACAAAAGAAGAAACAUGAAUUGAUUGAAAGUGGGGAUGGAGGAGGUGAUGGGGUACCAUAAGUGAGACAUUAGAAACUUUCACAUACAGAAUUACAGGUGUAGUCUAACAGAACACUCACUGACAGCCGAAGUUGGUAGCAGUCACAUUUCUGUUGUAUACAAGUAACCCGCGCUUGUAUUGCUUGGUAAAGAAUGCUGAUAUUACAAUACUUCACGUUUUCAAAAUACAAAAAAAUUGAUCUGCUAUUACAACUGAUCUCUACUCAGCUGGAAUUACUUCCAGAUGAACAGAAAAUGAGACUAACUUACAUUGACUUGCCUGUCAUCUCUUGCUCAGCUAAAAGAGCAGACUUCCUCUGGAAAAAGCAAUUCCUACCAGAGUGGCUUUACAUUUUAGUGUCAGAUGUGACAAAAUAUUCUUACCAUGAAUUAAAAUAACUUCUAAAAGCAGAAAGCUUGCUUAGUACCAAGUGAUUCUUGGUCCCAAAGCAAAUUUGGAGCCUUCUGCUUGAAACAGGGAUUUACUUAUUUACCACAGUAAUACUUGGAAUGAGCACUUAGUAAAACGGUUUUUACUAAAAGAAGGAUUUCUGUAAGCAAGAAUUAUUCCUCAAACAUUAUAAAUUAUGCUAUUUGAUAAUUGGAAUAAAAGAAUAAGCAUUCUCAUUUAAUCUUUAACACAUGAUUUGACACAGUCCAUUAAUGUUUUUUUACACUGUGCCUCGAGUUGGGUGAGUGCAGAAAGACUAACAUGAGAUGUUCCCCUACAGUGAUAUGUACAUUUAUGAGAAUACUCAGUAACAUAAACAAUAAAGUACUGAUGUAAGUGCUCUUAUUACAGUGUCAAUAUAAUGAAUAUCUAGUGUACUACUGAAACAUUAGGUACAGAGAAAACUUGAGGUUUUUUUGCUUCCUAGCUCAGGAAGACAGAAUGGGAUCACUUGACUGAUGAAGGUGGGUGAUAGAUACUCUCGUCUCCCAUUUGACCAAGUAUUGGUUAUUUAUCUUUUUUUUUUUCUAGAGCAGCACAUAACACUAAUACUAUUUUAGCCUACAGAUUUUGAAACUUGAAAAAGGGUUAUAUGUCACAGCCAGCUAAAUUAUAAACAAACCAAACUUAAAACAAACAUGCCGUAGUUCAUGUAAAUCUUAAAGCUUGUUAUUAAAGACAAAGACUUAACUUGUACCUACCUCUGAAUUGAAGCUUCACCUUUCUACUCCAUAAUGUAAGACCUGGGUUUCCUUUUCUGGGUUUUAGAGUAGCUAGUUUACCUAAACACACUCAUGGGUUAUUCACCAUAGUGAGGUAAGCAAAAGCUAGUUAGAAAACCUAAUCUAUUUUCCAGAACUCUCAAUAGUCAGAAGUGCUUGGUUUUAACUGAUUUAUUACCAAACAUUUUAAUUCAGGUCCAAUGUGAUGGAAUAGAUGUUAUUUAAUUUAAUUUAAUUUUUUGUUUUGGACUUUGUUGUGUUGAAGAAUGUUGUGUUAGUUUAAGGUAUUGUAUUUGCAUGAUUAAAAUCUCCAUAUUAGAACUUGAACGGAUUUUAAAAAGGAAAUUAGGCUUAGACUUUGUGAAACUGCUAGUGCUUGCUGGUUGCCCAGCUGUCUAACUUUCAUGAAUUGUAGUUACCUAUAUGCAAUAAAUGCGUGUUCUCUGUGCCUACUGAAUUACGAGGUUCUGUGGCUACUGCAGGCCUUUAUGCAGCUGAGUAAGUUACUCAGACUUUGGACACAGAAGUUUAAAGGGUAGAGUAUGCAAGGAUUAAAAUGAGUGUAUUUUCAAUGGAAGUCCAAAGUAAUUUAUGAAAUGAUGCCACUACUAAUAAUAAAUUUUAGCAUAGAGCAAAUUUAAUAGCAUAAAAAUAAACACCAAUGAAGCAACAUUUAUAUUAAUUUCUGCAUUGCCUACACGGUUGGAUUUAACCAUGCACUGUCAAUACUAGUUAAGAUACAUUUUUAUACUGAUAUUUGAGCUGGUUUAAAUUACGCUAAAUUCUAGGCUUAUUUUCUUCAUAAUUGAAUUAAGAUUCUGUAAUUUGCCUUCUUUGGCAGAAACUGCGUGUAUAUAUAAAACUAUCCUAAACCUGUGUUACCUAAUAAUUUUAACUGAAAAUCAGUGUUAGAAGUGCUAAAUACUUGAUUAUAGAACUUUAUUGUAGUUAAUAUAUUGGGAAUACAUCUGCGCUGUGAUUAAAUUCCUUCAGUUUUGUGUCAAUAUAGAUGUCCAAAUGCAACAUAUCAUGGCAUGUUACUGCUUUUUCAUUUGUCACGUUAAAUAUUUAAAAUGCCAGCAAAACAAAGGAAGCAAUUCACUUAAACAGUUAUUUUGCAAAAAGGAGAAAAAAGCUUCAAACAGCCAAAUCUCUAGUCUCAGCUGCUGCAGCUACUUACAAGCUAUGUGUGUUGCAGUGACAAAUUUGUAGCAGAGAUUUUUGUCCUGUUCUUGCACAGGUGUCUUUCACUGCAGUAUUGCAGCACCUUUUGAGGUUUAACUGCCUUUUUUUUUUUUUUUUUUUUUUUUUUUUUAAUCGUGCCAGUAUUUUGGAGAUUAAAAACAUCUCAUGCGAGACCCCUUAGUUGGGCAGAGAAAUUUUCGCAGUGGUCGUAUUUAUUGAGUCAGUAUAAAAAUACUUUUUUCAACCAAAGCUUUACUAAAAAAUCAUGAGUUUCUUCUAGGAGUUGAUAGGUUUAAAGUUGUAGCAGCACUUCCUCGCUUUUGGGUUUUGGAUUUUGAGAGAAGUUCGUUUCUCUACUCUUUGCUAUUUUGAGAGAAUAAGAGAUGUAAAAAUUCAAGCUUUGCCUUGGGAUAAUUUUACCUAAAGCACUGUGUCAUACUGCAUUUAGUCUGGAUUAGACGUUGUCAUUGAACAGUUGCCUUUUGGGAAAAUACUUCGUUUCUCAGAUUUAAAAAAAAAAUACCAUUUGAAUUUCCUGUAUGUUAUAAUAAUUCCCAGAAGGGAGACUUUGCUUCUUUUGGCUCUUCUUUCAGUCAGAUAGAUAAGCUUUUAAACAUCAUGGAUUUAAAAAGGAUGCUUACUACUUAAGCUUAAUUACUCAAAUGCAGACAGGAAGAAUAUAAUUUUUAACUAAAGAAAUUUAAUUUGGAUUUAUAGAAUUUGUAAAGGUAUGUUAAUCCAUACUGUGUAUUUUAUAAUAGGCUAAUGGGAAAGUGUCUCUUACAUUUGGUUUUGGUUCUUAAUGCUGGAUGUGGCUCCCAGCUAAAUUACUGCUAAGAGUUUCAGUAGUAUCCAGCUGUUGAACUGGGAUUAAGAUUUUUCAUAGUAGAUUUCCCUAGCAGUCUGCCUCACACGUGGUACUGUUUAGCAGUGCGUGCUUGUUAAUGAAGGUACCUGAUGGGGCAGUAGGAAACGGCACAGCUUUUCUUUUGGUUUCCAGUAGAUGAUUGACUUCUGCUUAGAAGAUUUUCCACAAAAGAGUAAGGCUAAGUUUUACCCUGGUGAGAAAAUGUAGAAAUUCUUUCUGCGAGUAAUCCAGAGAGUGGUGACAAUAACACUGUAUUCUCUCUCAGGAAAAUGCAUUGCCUUGGGCUAGCAGCAUGGGCUUGCCCAUGAGUGCAUGGAAAAAGUAUAGCUCCCAGAAGCAGUGCCUGUGCAUUGAGUAAGUGACACCAACGUGAAUCCCAUAGCUGUAGGUCUCUAGUCCUCAACACUUAGAGAGUUGUUGGAGUAUACUGUAUUUUCCUUCCAGCCUGGUGAGUGUAGGCACCUUUUUUUUAAUGAUUAAUUUCAUAAGUGAUGGUUGCAUAAUGAAAAAUACUAAUUUUAUAGAAGGAGGUGGCUGUAUCUUCUUUCUCUGACAGCUCGAGAACUGUGAAAAGAAGGCUAGAACCCAAAAUCCAGAGUACUUAUUCAAAGCUAGAGGAAAUUAAGAUCCAAACUUUGAGGCAGGCCUGACCUGCAUGUCCAGUUGAAAGGAAGAAAAGGCCAUUUUGGGGCAAACUGCUCUUGAGAGAGAAAGAAGGGGUGUAAAAUUUGCAAACUUCUAGUGAGUCCCCACUGAUAACAAGUGAUGACCAGUGAGGAAUGAUGGGGGGAACGCAGCAAAGAAUCUGAGCAAUAUGAACUGCAAACCUACAGGUGCUGAAGUGAAUCCAUGAAGCAUUGAUAGGCUGGUGGCCUCCCAUCCUCUUCUGUCAAGAUGUUCAUACUGUAACUUUAGAGAUCUGUGCUGGAGCUAUUACUCUAAGAUGUUACCAGAUAUAUUUAAUUGGCUGUUAACUGAAGUUACACCAAAGUGCAACAGAUAUGUAUGAAAUAGAAGCAACUCCAGAAGUUGUAGGACUAGAUCAGUUGGAUGGUGUGCCUAGAAAUGAGCCUUGGUUGUUCUGGUACCAUAUUUUCUAAUUUUGAGAAAGCAAGCAGGUAUUUUCAUGUAACAGAAGAAUCUGUGCUGUAACAGUGCUAACUCCCAAACAUUUCUAAACAGCAAGAGGUAGCCUAUGUGUGCCUUAAAGGCAGCUGAUUAUUCGAUUUUCCUAUUGUCCAUAUAGUAAUGAUUUCAUUUGGAAGAAGUUACGGAACAAAAAAACACUCGAAGAUUUAUACUGCUACAUUUUAGUGUAGAUAAUAUUUUAGAACCUUACAUUAACAACGUUCUGUCAUCCUUUUGGAUUAUUUUUUGAGGUGAGAGCAAGGUGGGAGCACAGUACCUCAGCUGAUGUGAGAGCUUUUUGGACAUUUACUUGCCCCAUUUCUGCUUGCCCAGCCUGAAGGAAAAGUCAUGCUUUGUUUCAAAUAACCAUAAUACCUAAUUCUAUUUAGCAGGAACAAUGGAAAUUGAAACAUUCUUUGACAGAGAAAGGAAGGCUUUGGUGACAUUACGGGUACAAAUCUGAGGUGAGGAUAUUGAAUUAUAAACAUUUUCUGAAAAAGACCACAUUUUGGGGAAUGUGGUACACUGAUGGUGUUUCAGUUUAGCCAAUUCUUGAAGUCUGAAUUACACAAGGAAUUGUGAGGUCAAGGGUGAAUUUGGGGUAAGGAACAUGAAUUAUGGGGAAAAAAGCAUUUAUAGUGUAAUUUAGUAAUUGUAGUGAGGCUAAGCACUGUUUUAAUGAUGGUUUUCUCUUUGCAGACACUAGAACAUGUCAGCUCAAGCAAACUCAGAACUUGAGUUCACAUUACACCUGUCUGCGUGCUAGCUGACUUUCUAGCAAUGAUACUUUUGUACUUACAGGGCAUAUUAAGCCAACUCUUAAAACAUAGUGGGCAUCAGUAGUCAUCAAAACUGGGAAAAAAAUAUACUUCCUAUUCUUAGCUUUCCUAUCCUUUUGAAACUACUGGUUCUGGAGACUAUGUUAAUCUAAUUUGCACUUUCCUCCUCCAUCUCUUUAUUCUGAGAUCACUGGCAAAGUAUCAGCCUGCGCUGCCUACAGUGGAUGCUUCAGUAAACUAAAAUUCAGCUUCAUGUUCCUGGACAACCUCUGUAGACUUGCAUGCCAGCAUAAAGAAAAUGAAUGACUAGGUUUGUUACAUAUUCACAAAGUAUUACAGAAUUCUGGCAUUUUUAGGUUCUUUUUUUUAUCUAGGUGUAUAAAAAAUAGUUGUCCACAAAUACAAAGCUAGAGACAAGGUGAUCAGAGAUUUGAUACAGUUCCAGGGGAUGCUCUGAGGAGAGUGAAAUAGUCAAUUUUUCAUCAGUUUGGAUUAUAGGACCAGCUUCUAUGUGAACACGGAGUUACUGCUGUUUGAGAACUGAUCCUCCUGCCUUCCCUCUAGCUGGCACAAUUUGGAAAGUCUGAUCUUGCCUGUUUCUCUGAUAGGUCUGGUAUGCUGUUUGUGGAAUUCCAGUUCUGAAUGAGAUAAAGGCUUCUAUUAAUCUAACUAUAUGUUUGUCCACACCCAUGAUAUACCCAGAUUUGGAGAUACUGUGUAAAUGUCAUUUCUGUGUGUCAUGCCUUGGUUUUCAGCUUUUGCUGGAGUAUGCUUGGGUCUUAGCCUUUUUAUUUAGAUGAGCAAUGUAAAUGUGUACAGAAUAUCUGCUCUGAGCUGAAAUAUAUUCUCCUCCUGAGCUGCAAGCAACUUGUGAGCAAAACCUCAGCUUUGGUUAGAUGAAAAACCUACCUGAGGUUUGCAUGCUAAGCUUGUUUUAUCUUCGUGUGUGAAAACUGAUGAUGGACUGACGGCUAAAGGAGUAAUAUUAAAACCAGUUUCACCUAGAAGCCGAUUAUUUUGGUUUGGAGAAGUGGGGAACUUAAAGGAAAAUAAACUGGGGAGGACGGGGAAGUCAGAGCGCUGUAGUGCUCAGCAAGAGGAAGUGGUGUUGGUUUGCGUGUAGACAAGUGCUGUAGCCAGUGCUUGAGAUUCUGAUAGUCAAAGCCGGGGCAGAGCGCUAAGCAAGUGGCAGGGAAAGUUGCUAGUUAGGGAAAUCUGAUUUUGUCUAGCAUUUUUAUAACUAAAUUAUCUCACUGGAAUGUGGUGAUGGUGUUUAUCAAAACAUUGGAAGAGUGAGGAAUAACGGUGAGGUAGACAGUCCAGGUUUCGCCAUGGUUGGCCUGAGUUCUAAGGAGAUACCAGAACACAAUUGGAGUUUGUGAAUCAAACACCAGAUGUGGCCAAAUGUGACUGAAGAUAGAUUCAAGAAAUGAAAACAGAGGAAGAGAAGAGCUAGUUUGGGGGGGAAGACAGGGUAAGAAUAGGUCUGAGAAGUGACCUAUACAAAAUGGACUGGUAGUAGGAGAGCCGGGAGGGGAUUGGAGGUAGGUCUACAGCAGAGACCAGCAACAGUUAUAGACUGAAGUUUGGUGGUAAACAUGUGGGCUAGAGCCUCUUGGACACAUCAGGAAUGGAGGUAAUGACAGCGGCUUAGUGCUCCAGAGGAAGUCAAUGGGGAGGUCGGUGGAUGGAGGAAACCGAAGCUGACUGCAAGCACACUUCCAGCACAUAGGAACUGGUGCAGUGAUACAGCAGGGGCCAGCCCUGCUGCACCAGCCCCCCAUUCUGGGGGAAGAUAGGAUGUAAGGGUAGGAGAAAAAGGCGCAGACUCACAGGUGUGAAAGGCCAGAAAUAGAAAGCAAACUUCAGGCGAGAUAGUAUCAUGGUAGUCUGGCCAAAAAAGGCAGUGGCUUUCCCACCUGAUGUAGGAAAGGUGGGAAGUCAGCUGAAACUGGUGUGAAUUAAACUGAAAAUUAAGCAUUUUGUUCCUCCAGGGAUACAGCACCCAGCCUCUAUUUUAGUGGUGCAUGGAGUAAUUCAAUCUGCUUUAAACUGUGUUCAGCUAAGGUGCUGAACACAAGACUGUAUUUUAAAAGCCUUGCUAAUAAAACGUAUAUUUAGUUUA
This is a messenger RNA of Tyto alba (common barn owl), 11602 nucleotides long. RefSeq names its product oxidative stress induced growth inhibitor family member 2 (gene OSGIN2). Bases 2698 to 4365 code for a protein of 555 amino acids. The record is from RefSeq and is a predicted model, not a curated record. NCBI's taxonomy places the organism in Eukaryota, Metazoa, Chordata, Aves, Strigiformes, Tytonidae. The transcript is spliced from 6 exons.